AUGCAGACUGUGCAAGAAAAGGUGAAGUCGCUCACCAAGCUGCCGUCUACUUCGCAGCAGCCACCCAAUCUUCAGAGCGGCCGCGUUCGCCUGUACAAAGACUUUGAUUGGAACGACAACCUGUGGACCGAGAUCGACAUCUACAAUGGUGGUUAUCCAGCGACGGAUCGCCACCGAGUGAACCAAAAACUGUUCGACACUGCUAGUUGGAUUGCAUUCAAUCUACCGAUCGGGACCGUUUUUACAUUCAUGGACCACCUUCCGAGUAAGCCUGGGGAGCACGCUGACCUCUCUGACGCCGGUCGUACAGUCGAUCUCGUCGGGACCGGACAAACUGAAGGCUUCAACCUGGACCAACUAGGCAUGAACGACAAGCUAUCGCAGUUCUUCUGGCGUGAGGUUGAUCUGAACCUCGGAGCAAUCGAGAUUUUCGAUGACCAAGACUUCACGAUCACGUAUCCGCAUUUCGCUGGAUUAAAUCCCGGCCACUUCAUGAAUACAGUUCUGACAAACGAUGCCGAUCGAACAUCGUCAAUAACUGCUUCCUUUGCUAAAGAACAAACAACCCAAAUCACGACAUCAACGACAGACACCUACGUCACCGGCAUAAGAGCUAAACAUUCUGCAUCUGCCGAAGCAGGCGUUGGCAUCGUAAAAGCCACGGUAGGAUGGAAGGUCGAAGCCAAGUUCGACUACACGCACGAAGAAAGCAAGUCAUACAGUGAGACGACCACCACAAAAUUUGGCAGCGAGCACCCAGUCAAAGUUCCGGCACGUAGCAAGCAGCGCGUCAACGUGACUUUCCAUACGAGCAGAGUCAACUCAAAGACUUAUACCACCAAGGCUGAACGCUGGUAUGCACGCCCAGUUUUUGGAUGGCAGCGAGACAACACAUAUAGCGACGCACCUUACAAAAGGAACGAGACCGUGCAGAUCACUGUCGCGGGUGGCCUGCGGGGCAACAUCGAGGUUCACUUUGGCAAAGUAGAAAAGCUUUAG
Alternaria atra is the source of this 999-nucleotide messenger RNA. RefSeq lists its product as uncharacterized. Lineage: Eukaryota; Fungi; Ascomycota; Dothideomycetes; Pleosporales; Pleosporaceae. The coding region runs from base 1 to 999 and encodes 332 amino acids. The transcript has 2 exons. The record is from RefSeq and is a predicted model, not a curated record.